This is a messenger RNA of Seriola aureovittata, 5070 nucleotides long. Its product is annotated as transferrin receptor protein 1-like. Gene Ontology annotation, biological process: intracellular iron ion homeostasis; iron ion transport. NCBI's taxonomy places the organism in Eukaryota, Metazoa, Chordata, Actinopteri, Carangiformes, Carangidae. The transcript is spliced from 17 exons. Bases 1610 to 3856 code for a protein of 748 amino acids. Gene Ontology annotation, cellular component: external side of plasma membrane. The record is from RefSeq and is a predicted model, not a curated record.
AUUUCUGCUCAAGCUGCUAGAUGUGUAAAGAGUCGAUAUUCCUUAUAGUUCAACAGUGAUGCCAACAGUGCAGAGCACCUUGAGAGGCACAAGACAAUGAAGAAAAUGGUUGCUGUGACAGUGUUUGACCAGAUGAUGGAGACAAAGUAAACCAUAUGUUUUUAUUUAAUUUUAAGAUCUCCCACUGAAAUCUAUUAUCUCACUAGCAGUGGGUGAUUUGAGCUCCAAUGAUUAAAGGUAUCACUUAGUCUAUCCCAUGAAAAUCAUGGAGCGUAGUGUCAUGGCAGCUGCACUCACGUAAAUAAAUAAUAGGGAAAAAAAUGCAUCUGAAGUUAGCGGAUGGUGCAUCAUGAUUGGGGGCUUUGCUUCCUCUGGGUCUAAACAGCUCAACAUCAUAUAGGGGAGAAAUAAGUUCUUUAUUAAGGCGUCUUACAGGAUAGUGUCAGGGUGGCUGUCCGUCUGCUGAAGCUCGGUAGAGGCUCAGUGAUGAUGAUAGUCAACAGUUACACUGUGUUUCUGUAAGUACAACAAGAUAUGUGACAUAAUUUCACAUAGAUUAUGGCAACAUACUAGUUUGUGGUAUUUGCAGCUCAUUUAAAACAAAGCAUCGCCAAAUCAGCAUUUUAAUACCUACACUAAUUCAAUUUUGUGAUUACAAAAUUCAAAUUGCUAAAGUCAUAUUUGUAUUGGGGCUACCAGCAAAUCCGACGACAAAUAAUAUUCCAACCCUGAAAACCUGUCCACACUGCACAGAGUGUGUCAGGAACAGAGGUUAAUAGGGGCCACGUUGCUCAUUUUUGUCCUGGUGCCCCCUGCAAGGUGAAUCUGGCCUUCAUGGACUCCAUGGGUUGAAUGGGCUCAUAAUGGGCCUCAUUCACCAACCAUUCUUAAGAAGAAAUUUCUUCUUAAAACCCACUUACGCUCUUUUUACGCAGAUUCUGACAUUCACCAUUUGAGUGCUGACAUUAUUGAGCAAAAUAACUGGUUAUUGCGUUUUCUUCUGUUCUACAGUUUUAUAAUUACAUAAUUAUUAUAGAUAAUAUAUUACUUAAAUUACAAUAAUAUUUUUGUCGUUAAUAUUUAAAAAAAAAAACAAAAAAAAAAAACACGACCCUUCAGUCUCAUGUCUUUAAAAGGCCAUAUUUGGGCGUUUACCUACGCUAAUGGGGCCAACUGGCACACACUUUCAAUUACGAGGAGACUGGCAUUCAUCAAUCUAAGAACACAGGUGCGCACAAUUCUGCGGUUUAAGAAUACGUUCAUGAAUCUGACGUAGAUUUUUCUUAAGGACUUUCUUAAGAACAAUUUAAGAAAGAAUUGAAGAAAAUACUCAACGUAUUGGUGAAUGAGCCCUGAUGUGAGGAACUGUCAAUGAAUCAGUUUCUUCAAUGACAGAUGUUGCGUUUACUGUAGGCCUACUUGUGAAUAGUUAUUCUAAGACGAGUGUGUUUUGUUGCAGUGUGAUGUGCCCGUCCACCUGCAAACCACCAACAACAGCACAGGAGGGAGAAUCUCUGCAGGUCUGAAGCCUGGAGCUUGCAGACAGUGUCCAUGCUACAGAGACGACCCGUUUAACGGGGAUCCACAUUACCAUACACAUUUAAACUUGAUGCAGAAAAUGGUAGGUGACCAUGACAAUCGUGAGGUGGAGAUGAUGCCGUCAUCCAACAUGGAUGAAGAAAUUGGGGGAAAUGGAGUGGGAGACCAUCUCAAUCACAACCCAGUCCACAAACCAUAUGUGGCUCAAAAGUUUGGAUGUACCCCCAAGAACCUCUGCUUCAUGGCAGCUGCAACCCUCCUCAUCUUUAUCAUUGGAUACUUAAUUGGCUACCUGGUCCAUCAAAAGAAAGACUUGGUUCCCAGCCCUGCAGUCUGCAUGCUCCCAACUGAACAACCUACUCUCCAUGAGACCGGUGCUGCCCCUCUUAUGGACUGGGACGAUGUCAAAGAGCUUUUGGCUGAAAAACUCACUGCAACCAAAUUUGAACCUGUCUUUAGUGAGUUUACCAGCAACAGCCAUCAGGCUGGUUCUCUGGGAGAUGAAGAUCUGGCGAUCAAGGUGAUCAAAAGGUUUAAAGAGUACGGCAUGAACACCUGGACUGAUGAGCACUUUGUUAAGGUUCAGGACCCCCCAGCUUCUGGCUCCAACAGAGUUGUUUUCAAGGACGGGAAAGAGGAGCGCCCAAAUGGAUUCCUGUCCUACAGUGCUAAUGGAACAGUAACGGGUGCCGUUGUGUAUGCACACUAUGGGCAGGAAAGCGACUUAACGUUUCUGCAGGGCAGGAACAUCAACCUGAAUGGCAGGGUUGUGCUGGUCAGAGCUGGUAGGAUCAGUUUUGCUGAGAAGGUAGCCAAUGCUGCCAAAAUGAAUGCCUCUGCUGUGUUGAUCUAUGCAGACCCCUUGGAUUACUCUAUCGGAGACACCACUCAGCUCUUUGGACAUGUCCACAUGGGUUCAGGGGACCCUUACACGCCAGGCUUCCCCUCCUUCAACCACACCCAGUUUCCUCCUGUCCAGUCUUCAGGUCUACCAACAAUCUUGGCUCAGACCAUCACAACAGCUAUGGCUACUAGCAUUCAGAGGGGGCUUGGGGGUCAGAGUGGGCCGGCAGAAUGGGCACUCUACCAUAAACUUGGAGACGACACAGAUGUUAUCACCGUGGAGGUCGACAAUGUUCUUACUGAUAAAAAGAUACAUAAUGUCUUUGGCGUGAUCAAAGGCUUUGUGGAUGCAGAUCGGUAUGUGGUCAUCGGUGCCCAGAGAGACGCAUGGGGUCCAGGUUUUGCAACAUCAACCGUUGGCACUAGCGUCCUCGUUGAGCUGGCUCGUUCCAUCUCAGACAUGGUGAAGAAUGAUGGAUUCAAGCCAAGGAGGACGAUUGUGUUUGCUAGCUGGAGUGCUGGAGAAUAUGGGAGCGUUGGUGCCACCGAGUGGUUGGAGGGUUAUCUGUCUUCUCUGAACAUGAAAGCCUUCUCCUACAUCAACCUGGACGGUGUUGUAACAGGUCGCAGUGGAUUUAAAGUAGCAGGCAGUCCCUUGAUGCACGGCCUGAUCGAGAACACUCUGAAAGAGGUGAACUUCGGCAAGGAUCAGUCUCUCUUUACUCAUUUUGGAAAGGGUAACUGGGAAUCAGAUGUUUUGGAGCCUCUGAAGUUGGAUAACGCUGCGUAUCCUUUCCUGGCCUUCUCUGGCAUUCCCUCAGUCUCAUUUAGAUUCACCUCUGGUAACUCAGACUACCAAUACUUUGGCACAAUGCUGGACACCAGGGAGAAGCUGAACUCGGCCACGGCCAACCAGGUUCCUCAGCUGGCUGUAACAUCGGCCCGGUUCGCAGGUCACAUUGCGCUGAGGCUGGUCCAUGAUCAUCUGUUGCAGAUGGACCUGGGGAAGUACGAGAAGAUUAUACGUACUCAUGUGGCUCAGAUCAAUACGAAAGUGAAGAAUGUUCAGAGGAUGAAGCCCCAGCUGUUGCCCAAGGCGCUGACAGUGCAGUGGUUGAUCUCAGCCUAUGGCUCCUACAGCCGUGCCUCUCGCAACCUGGCAACAGAAAUCCAGAACAGUGACCUGGAGGACAUCGAGAUGUGCCGCAUCAUCAAUGACCGCAUCAUGGCGGUGGAAAGGAACUUCCUGUCACCCUACGUGUCUCCCAAAGAUAGUCCUUUCCGCCACAUCCUGCUGGGCUCUGGCCCCCACACUGUCACAGCUCUGUCCAACCAUCUCGACGCCCUCAGGAACGACGACCCCGAUUCGGACGCCGACUUGUUCCGCAACCAGUUUGCCUUGGCGACCUGGACCAUUCAGGGCUGUGCCAACUCAUUAGCAGGCGACAUCUGGUCCUUGGAUAAUGAAAUCUAAAAAAUAUCCCCCCUGUUCCCUUGUUCAUGGUUUUGCCCUCUUAUCACAACUGGCAGUGUGAAAACCAGAACACAUCACCUAUGUUCAAAAAUUUUCAACAUUUCAGCUGCCUCAUCUCCCUCCUUUCCGUAAUUCUCCAUAAGGCCAAAUAUUAAUGAUAAAAUGUGUGUAAGCCUUAUGAAUAACAAAAUCGUUCAGUUGUUUCAGGAGGUUAUUUUUUUCCACUGCUUUAGAAAGAGAAAUUCUUUUAUUUUAACAUGUGGCACUUAAAUACCACAAUAUUGAGAACUUGAAUGCUAGUAACAACGAGACAGCACAGAAUACCAAGAAGUAGAUUACUACCACAACAUACAUUAUUUUGGGCAAGGUUUUGAUUUUCAAAGAAGCUGCUAGAUGUGUGAAUAGUUAAUACUCCUUAUGAUUCAACAGUGAUGGUAUUGCUGACAGUGCAGACCAUCAUGAGAGGCUCAAGACAAUUCAGAGAAGAAAAUUGUUGUUGUGACAGUGCUUGACCAGAUGAUGGAGACAAAGUAAACCAUAUGUUUUUCUUUUACUUCAAAAGGAGUACAAUGUGUAACUUCAUUCAUUUGUCAGUUUUGAAUUGUUGGGUGAAGCAGCAACUAAUAAUUUGAAUUGAAUGUUUUAGAAUUCAUUAUACAAACCAAAUCACUCUGCUCUGUUUGUUGAGGCUGCAGCCACUAAGUGUAGUAAUAUUGCAAAAUUGUGGCAUGUUCCUUUAAGAGUGGGCUGACAGCCUGAAUGUGAAGCAGAGAUGUGAGAGAAAUAAAGAUGCCUCACCUCGCUGCUGAUUCUUUCUGCAAUAAACACUACAAUGAUAGAUAUGGGCAGGAUUUGUAGUGGGGCAAGUAGAGGUAUAUCACAACAUAGUAUUAACAGGAAAUGUCCGAAGAUGGAUUAGUUUUACUAUAAACUGUAGUUGCUUUUACUUAUAGGCUAAAAAAAAUCAAUAAAUGCCUAUUUACACAACAAUGAAAAUAAAUAAAGAUGGUACAAAUAUUUCUAAAUAAACAAGCAAUUUGUCAAUUAAGCAUGAUCUUUUUGGUAAUGCUUUAGCAUUAUUAGUGUUUUCUAUUUUAAAUAUACUCUAAACAUUUUUGACACCCCUUCCUUUUCUCGUCUUUUUAAAGCAAAAUAAUAUUGUAACUAGAAAUUUAACAUAUUCCCUCUUGCAAUAAAGAAUGAAUACAACAAUG